UUACUGAAAUUAAUGGACUUUUGCACGAUAUUCUAAUUUUCCGAGUUUCACCUGUAAGGUUGCUGUUCUAACUCUUCUAUUGACAGGUUUUUUUUGUCAGUCUUAUGUUUGCCCUGAUUGGUUAAUUCAAAGAAGAGUGGACAGUUUUAAUGUAUAAAAAGGGCUGUGGCUAGAACAGGAGUUAGUGAAAACUAAAACUCAUCAGAACUAAAAUCGCUACUGACUCAAGAGCAAAGAAGUCAGGAAGCUGAGAGCUUUGAAAUUGUUCUGAGAGCUGAAUCUGCCAGGGCUGGGCAAAGAGAGAGAGCAAGGUCUGCUGUGGAAAAGAGAGAGGCCAACUGGAAAGCUGAAGACAGAAGCCUACUACAGGAUGGAGAGAGAGAGCUGACUGCAAGAACUAUUUUGUGGAAACUUGGUUAGGGUACAGUAUAGUGUAGGAUAACAGAAUGUGUCUUUUCCAACUUGGAUUUGUUCCGUAUGGUUAUUAUUUUUCCUGUCUAUUUUCCCUAUCCAGGUGCGUUAGACUUCAGAAGAGGAAACUUCUCAAAAAUAAGGGGACUGGUAAAAAGGAAGCUGAAAGGGGAAUGUCAGGAGGGUUAAAUCACUCCAGAAAGCAUGGAGCUUAUUUAAACCCACAAUCAUAGAAGCUCAGUUGGAAUGUAUUCCCUCUAAUUCUUGCCAUCUCUGUGUGGAAUGAGUUUUGUUCUGAGCGGCAACAUCAAGGCAGUGUGCAUGCAUGUGCACUGAGAGGGAGACCUUCCUGAUUCAAUCUGAGCAGGAUCUAAAAUGAACUGAGUGGACGUUAAAAAAACCUGUGUGUGCACACAUGCGCAAGCCUUAGGGGGAACACUGGAUACCACCAAGUUCAGAAGGAUGCCAAUGUGGCUGACAAGUAGUGUUCAGGAAGCUAUAAAAGUGAAGACGACUUCCUUUAGAAAAUGGAAGUCUUGCUCAAAUGAAGAGAACAGCAAGAAACAAACUCUGGCAAAAUAAAUGUAAGGAGACAAUAAGGGAUCCAAAAAGUGAGCACAGGGCACUUUUCAGAUUAGCCUCUUAAAAGCGGCUAAAUGCUUCGUUCAGGCAAAUCGCAGUCAAAACGUAAAACCUGCAGGGGGAGCAGUCUCUCGCAAACUAACCACCUGGAAAAAUGACACCUUUUUUACACCAGAUGGAUGACGUCACAGCACUAAAUCGCAGCGAUUAAAUUCGAAACCAGGCAUCCAACGUAUGAAUGGCACUCUGCGGUCAGCGUCAGGACUGCAGUGUCACAGCACAAGAAGUGUGGAAGCACACUUCGGAGAUGCGUCCUGACCCUGUUUUAGGGUCUAAUCUGGAAAGCGCCCAGGAGAACCCCGUUAUUCAUGGGAGUUCCAUUCCAUGGGGGAGCCACAGAUACUGAAUCCGUGAAUAACGGGGCAUUAGAGCAAUGGGAAUCAGGGGUUAUGUUCCCAGGUACAAAAAAAUUAGCCGAAAAACACGGGUUUUGCCCGUUUUACCCCAAAUUGCCUCCAGAUGACUCCCCCAAGUGCCCUACUAUGCUGAAACCCAGCCGAAAAUCAGCCAAAAAUGAUGCUGAAAAUAAUUCUACCAAAGACAACCACAGGGCUCUGUGGUCACCAGGAGCCGACACCAACUCAACAGCACUCUUUACAACCAGCCAAAAAUCAUGAGCUUUGCCCCCGUUUCAGCCAUAAAAUGGCUCCCAAUCACUCUAGCAAUCAAAAUGGUGGCCGGAAAUGACCUCCGAGGUCAUUUCUGGCCACUUCGACCCGCAGAUACGCGGGUUUAACUCUUUAUUAACUGGGUUUCCCGCGCGUAUACCGAGGUCAGGUGCUAAUUACCUGACUGUGGAUAGGCAAAUCCAUGAAUGCUGGACCCACGAAUAGCGAGGUCUUCCUGUAAAGUAAAGUGUGCUGUUGAGUCGGUGUCAACUCCUGGAGACCACAGAGCCCUUUGGUUCUCUUUGGUAGAAUACAGGAGGGGUUUACUAUUGCCAUCUCCCGCGCAGUGUGAGAUGAUGCCUUCCUAUAUCACUGCUGCCUGAUAUAGGUGUUUCCCAUAGUCCUGAUAUAGGUGUUUCCCAUAGUAUGAACUCCUCUCUUAGGAGAGGAGAGCUGGUCUUGUGGCAGCAAGCAUGACUUGUCCCCAUAGCUAAGCAGGGUCUGCCCUGGUUGCAUAUGAAUGGGAGACUUGAUGUGUGAGCACUGCAAGAUAUUCCCCUCAGAGGAUGAAGCCUCUCUGGGAAGAGCAGAAGGUUUCAAAUUCCCUCCCUGGCUUCUCCAAUAUAGGGCUGAGAGAGAUUCCUGCCUGCAACCUUGGAGAAGCCGCUGCUAGUCUGUGAAGACAAUACUAAACUAGAUAGACCAAUGGUCUGACUCAGUAUAUGGUCGUUUCCUAUGUUCCUAUGUACCAGUGGGAUUCGAACCAGCAACCUCUGGCUUGCUCGUCAAGUCAUUUCCCCACUGCAUCACUUGACACGUAUAGUUCCUCAUACAGGAGGUCUGUAUGAGAAACUAAAAGUGUAAAGGGAAAUAAAAACUUGUUUAAAUAUAUCAGAAGCAGAAAACCAGCCAGGGAGGCAGUUGGACCCUUAGAUGACGAUGCGAAAAUAAUUACUAAGGAGAAUAUGGAGAUUUCAGAGAAGCUAAAUGAGUUCUUUGCAUAUGUCUUCAUGGUGGAGGAUAUUGAGCAUAUACCCACAUUUGAACUGAGCUUCUGGGUCAGUUUGAGGUGACUGGGUCUGGGCUGUCGGUGACUUACCAGGAGAGAGAUUUGGGGGUUGUGGUUGACAGCUUGUUGCAAGUGUUGACUCAAUGCGUGGCAGCUGUGAAAAAGGCAAAAUUCCAUGCUUGGGAUCAUUAGGAAGGGGGUUGAAAAUUAAAAAAAUGCUAAUAUUAUAAUGCCCUUAAACAAAUCUAUGGUGUGGAUGUUUGAGUGUAACUUCAGUGCCAGGUACAACUUUAAAAUAGGGACCAGAGGGAGCCUUCAAAAGUGUGCUUGAGCCUAGUCUAGCCUGGUCCAUAGUUGUAUAUAUUGUGGUUUACCCAGCAAUAAUACUCAAAGUUGUGCUCUGUGGCAGUAUUCCUGUUUGCCCAGCAGGGGAUGCUCUUGCUAUUGAAUGGCAUCACUGUACAUUCCACUUCUUGUGGAGAGGACAGAGCAAGGGCUGACCAGACUUCAGUAUGCAGAACUCACAUUUUGUGCUAUAGGGCCAGAUGCUUCAGAUGACUCCACAGUAGAGCUAAACUCCAUUAUAUAUGUAUAUAUACCUAUAAAUAUACAAAUAAAGCAUUGCAAAUGGCGAGCUUAGAAAAGGACCAUUCAUAUUCUGGAAACCCACAGCAGCCAUUGGCCACUACUGAGGAGUAUGCAACAUCAGAGGUUGUCGUCACACGCCGUUUGAGAGACCGAGAGCUACUCAGAAAAAGAAAAGCAGAAGCGGAGGAAAAAGACACUCACCAGUGGGUUCUGGGAGUCCAGAAGACGAGCAAACAGGCACGGCGGGGAAGAGGAGCUGGGAGAGGCCGAGGCCAGCGCAAGGCUCCAGAACUAGAGGCAGAACAGCAGCCAGCGGGAGCAGAGGAGACACAUGAGCCACCAGUGGCCUCACUGGAGGAGAAAGUGGAGAUCACGCCAGAUCCCCCAGUGGAGACUUCUGUCUCUCUUGUGGAAGCUGAAAGCCUGCAUACUCCAAAGGAAGUAGAUGAGGCCGCUCCAACAGGUUCCAGUGUUUGCCCAGUGGCAGAACAAGAGGAGACACCAAGAUCAGAAGAACCAGCAAACCUGGAGUCUCUGCAAAGUGAUACUUUGGGGAAGGAGUUCAGUGGCUCUUUUUUUAUUUAAACAUUGAGAUGCAAGCAGUAAUUGUCUCUGUCCAACUCAGAACACUGUGUGACCAUAUGAUACCUGCUAUUCUUGUAUGAGCAAUAAAUCUAGUUCCCUUGGCUGUCA
This is a messenger RNA of Hemicordylus capensis (graceful crag lizard), 3951 nucleotides long. RefSeq names its product hemogen (gene HEMGN). Gene Ontology annotation, cellular component: nucleoplasm. The record is from RefSeq and is a predicted model, not a curated record. Gene Ontology annotation, biological process: regulation of osteoblast differentiation; cell differentiation. NCBI's taxonomy places the organism in Eukaryota, Metazoa, Chordata, Lepidosauria, Squamata, Cordylidae. The coding region runs from base 3298 to 3843 and encodes 181 amino acids. The transcript is spliced from 5 exons.